This is a messenger RNA of Theileria orientalis strain Shintoku, 1317 nucleotides long. Its product is annotated as secretory protein. NCBI's taxonomy places the organism in Eukaryota, Apicomplexa, Aconoidasida, Piroplasmida, Theileriidae. Bases 1 to 1317 code for a protein of 438 amino acids. The record is from RefSeq and is a predicted model, not a curated record. The transcript is spliced from 10 exons.
AUGCCUCUCAUUAGAGCCAGAGAGAAGGCAAUUCAACGUGGAAUAAAGCACGAAGCGGUCAUUAGAAGGAUAGGAAGAAGAGUACAUAAAAGGUUCAGGUCAUGGUCACAACAGCGCACGAGGAAGUUCUGGCUUCCCGCAAAGGUUUCACUGCAUACGCCUCUGGAUUUGAUGGAUGGAUGGCUGCUAUCAGCAGCCGUGCAGAAGGCAGCGACGAUCAGGAAGCACGAUUUGAGACUCUGGCAUGGAUUUGGGAGUAGGAUGCUGGAGUUGUCUCACACGCUUACUGGACAGCAGCUAGGGUACAUUUACUACGGUUUUGGGAAGAGCAGAUUCUUAAAGCCCAGUUUAUACGAGGAUAUGAUGAAGUUCACUGAACCAAUGCUCUCGACUCUGAGCAGCCACAGUCUAAUGUGCGUAGCCUGGGCACUCAACAGAGUUCAAAUACGGAAUAAGGAGUUUUUGUCAAAGUACUCGUUGGAAGUAGGCUCAAGGAUCGAUGAUAUAAGAGCAACCGAUUUGAUUAAAAUUUGUAACUCAUUGUCUAAACUGGACGGGUAUAACAACUUUUUAAAGGAGAAGUUGUCUGAGAAAAUGAUAGAGAAGCUGGAGAGUCUCUACGCCCAGGAUUUUAGAAACGCAGUCAACCUAUUGUCAAUGAUUCACCUCUAUGACGAAAAGACGCAGGUUUAUAUUCUUUCAAGAUUCUCAAAGAUAUUCAUCUGUGCCAGGCCACAACACCUGCAACAGGCAUACUGCUCAGCUGUGGCCACGAAGGUUCUUUUCCAAAAGGUCUGGGCACAGCUGGAUAAGUCAGUCAAGUCAUUUUAUACACGUUUAAGUAUGCGAAAAAUACAACAGUGUCUGAGAAAGCCAUCUGAACUGCAGUGGGACGUUUCUAACACCCUCGCAAAGCUGGGAGUACAUCACAGGAACACGUUCUACUGGGGAUGCUUCUGGAUCGACAUAGGAGAAAUACAAGAAAAAUCAAACUGCUGGUUCAUAGACGGGCCAUCAUGUUUCUACACAUCCACGUCCAAAUACACAAAUAAGACUAAGCUGCAACACAGAGUCCUGAAUAACCUGGGAUGGAACAUAAGAAGAGUGCCCUGGUAUCGAUGGGUCGAACACAUGGGAGACUCACAGUCAAAAAUGGAAUACAUAAGUUCAGAAGAAACUGACGGUGUUUACAGGAAGUUAAGGGAUUCAGAAUCACUAGGAGAAUUUAUACAAGAUGACCAGCUUACGAGUCUGGAAGUGAAGGAGAAGCUGGAUAAGAUCAAGCAACAUUAUAAAACUACGGAGUCGAUUGAGUGA